Caenorhabditis remanei is the source of this 1533-nucleotide messenger RNA. RefSeq lists its product as uncharacterized. NCBI's taxonomy places the organism in Eukaryota, Metazoa, Nematoda, Chromadorea, Rhabditida, Rhabditidae. The coding region runs from base 1 to 1533 and encodes 510 amino acids. The transcript has 5 exons. The record is from RefSeq and is a predicted model, not a curated record.
AUGGUGUUCGACGCGCGUCUCGGGUAUGACCCAGACGAGUGGGAGGAAUGCCCGGAGCCGGAGCAUUUCCUCGUCUUCUCCGGCUUCACUCGUUAUCUGCUCACUAUUGGCGCCAUCGCUUUCGUCUACUAUUUCUUCAAACUUCUGGAUGACAAGAACAAAAAAGAAUCUGGAGGAGACAACAAAGACGACGAGAAAUCGGAAGAGCAGGCACAAACUUCGGUAGAACAAGUACUGGCGGCAGCCAGUCAUAAAUUGCAAGAUGUCAAGCAGACAGUGCAACACGUCCCGGAAAGCGCUGAAGAGCUGAUGCGUGAAGCGGACCAAUAUCUGAAAGAUCAAGUGCACAAUGUUCAAAAUAAUGUGCAACAUUUUGCGGAGCAAGCGGCUAACAAGUUCCCAAGUUUGGAAGUUGAUUUGAAUGUUGGCCACGCCAUCGACGCCACCAAAGAAAAGUUCGACACGGUGAUCUCCUCCGUCGACAGUCAUCUCCAUCAAACCAAGAACAUGGAUCUCUCCCCAACAUCCCGAGACUCUACCCUAUUCGAGCAGAUUCCUUCGAUCGCUCCGGACUCUCCAUUCUCUCACGACUUUGAGCACGUUCCACCACAUCUAAAAAAGGCGGCGGAGCAAUAUUAUGCUCAACAACAACCACCACCACCAGUCCCACAACAUAAGCAACCUGCUCCGAUUAGUCCGACGGAUCAACAGUUGCUUCAGGAAUUCGAUAUCUAUGAUGUUCCAGCAGAUCAGAGAAUUAAUCAGAUCACCGAGCAACUUGGGCAACUCGGACAGAAGACUCCUGCUCAGAUUCAACAGCUUCAGCACCAGCAGCUCCAACAUCAACAACUUCAACAACAAGGAGCAUUCCAACAAUUCCAACAACCUCUCGGACUCCAAAUCCAGCCGCAACAGUCACAACAGUACUUUGACUUCUCCCAGCUAUCCCCGGGAGCCCGUGCUCGUUACGAGCAACAACAAUUUGUGGACAUCUCCCAACUGUCGCCAGGAGCACGAGCUCUGAUUGCUGAGCAACAGGCUGCUGGUGCAUUCCAACCGGUUGCACCGAGAAAGUUGACAAGGGAGAAGAGGCUUAGUGAGCAGGACGAACGCGCGCUCCAAGACUGGGAGAAAGAAAAAGCGUUGUUGGAAGCGGAUCGAAUCAAGAAACUUCUCGACCAUGAAGCUGGAGGAGAUUCCAACACCGACUUGUCGAGCUCCCAGAAGGCUUACGAUCACUUCGCACCGGCAUCUCAUAUCUCGUAUGAGAGUCAUAGUACAGGAGCACAGCAUCAGCCUCUCACCCCAAUUGCUCCAAAACGAGCCGACCAACAACAACAACAAAUCGCACCACCACCACUCACUUCAAUCACCAAGUACGUUUAUUCAUUUAUUCAAGUAGUGCCAGAAUGUGGUGUAAGGGGAGUAGAGGGUGCCGAAUUGAAGGACCCAUGGAAGGCCAAGAGAAAUCUGCAUCACGACAAUCGACACUAUUUUCGUUAUGACGUUCGGAUCGUAGUGGUGGCCCUGUAA